AUGUUCCUACCUUCCAUAUUUGCUGAGUGUGUGGAAGGUAGGACAUUGUUACAAGCUUGCUUACGUAUGCCACCAAAUCUCCGUCAACAAUUUGCUCAAAUUGUACAUGAAUUUAAAGCUUUUAACAACGGAUACGAUGAAGAUGAAGUAGCAGAUGAAUUUGGGGAAGAAAAAACAUUUUUCCCCUCAUAUAAUACGCCUGCAACAGUAUUUCCUACUAAUGAAUUUCACAACUAUUGUGUCGUUCAUUUAAUUGUUGUGGAUAUGCCCACAGGUGAAGACAUUCUCAGUGGUGACUUCAUCGAAGUCUGUAUCAAUACAGAAUUGGGAGAAGAUGAGUUGCACAAAUUCUCCAACGUCGAACAUAUAUUCAAACCAGCACACCAACUCUUUAUCGAAACUGAAAUAACACUCACACAAAAUAUGUCCAUCUCAUUUAAAUCCAAAUCAGGACGUCCAUACAGAAUUUGGAUGAACUACGUCCUCCUCCACUACGCCGACGAUGACGAAGAAGAGGAAGAGGAGGAGGAGGAAGAAGAAGAGUCCUCCGAAUUCACACCAGAAGACGAACAAUUUUCCGAAUAA
Molecule: messenger RNA, 585 nt
Organism: Trichomonas vaginalis G3
Lineage: Eukaryota; Parabasalia; Trichomonadida; Trichomonadidae
Exons: 1
Coding region: 1-585 (194 amino acids)
Source: RefSeq, a predicted model, not a curated record